CGAGCCGCCGCGCAAGAAGCGGCCCAGAGAGACACUCAAUGGCAUUGGCGCUUCCAGCAGUGGUUCUCGCACUCGCUCAGUAGAGGAAGAGAAUAUAGCAGAGGCAUCUCCUCCACCGAGAAACCUUCUAGUACAAUACUUCGGCAAUCUCGGUAUCGCGGUGGACUCUGAUAGCGAGAAAGAGGUUGCUGAUGAUGAAGAGGAAGAAGAAGAGGAAGAGGAAAAAUAUCAAGAUUUGGACGAAGAACUUCAGGAGCAGCGAGAGCUAACCACGAAGGUGUCCGCCGCUCUGUCCACGGAAAAGUCGACGUCUCCGACCAAACCUGCAGAGGAUGCUUGCGACUCAGUCACUGAGUACGAAUCCGAUGAAGCUGAGGAAUUUCAUGUGGACCACGGGGAACAGCAACCACCAGGCAUUACUCAAUCCAGCAGCACCAGACUGUCGACAGCGAAGAACCCACCCGCAGCCCUCACCGACGACUCCAUCACUGAGCCCGAGUCGGAUGAGUUCGACUGGCUGCACGAAGAAAGUCUGCCCGCCGCGUCCGUUUCGGUGCCCAGCUCCUCGUCUGGAUCGAAGGCGCCCAUUGUGGUCAAGAAGACAACAUCCUCCCUCACGCAUGCGAAACAAGCAGAUGACUCAGGAUCUGAUACGGAGCCCGAGUAUGAAGUUGACCCUUACGUAGAAGAGUUCACUCAGCCGAAGCCGCUCUUCCAAUUGAAGCCCGGGCAGCAAGUGACUGGCCCUCUCGUCCUGGACAGGGAACACAAAGUCCCAGAACGCAUCAACACGUUCUUGCGUGAGUACCAGCGCGAUGGGAUUAGAUUCUUUUGGAAGAAGUACAUGGAGGGUAGGGGCGGACUGCUGGGAGAUGACAUGGGGCUAGGGAAGACGAUCCAGGUGAUUUCGUUUCUUUCCGCCAUAAUGCAGAAGCGCGGAGAGACCCUCGACAUAGAUCGGCGACGAAACCAUGUCUCUAAGCUUCAAGACAGCUCAGAUUGGAAGAAGCGUCGGAAGUUACCCGCAGCAAAUGCAACGUGGCCGACGUGCCUCAUCAUCGCGCCGAGCAGCGUAGUCGGAAAUUGGGAGCGCGAGUUCAAGACGUGGGGAUAUUUCGAGAUCGGGAUGUAUAUAGGUCCCCCUGCGGCUCGCGCUGAAGCUCUAAACGACUUCAAAUUGGGUCGCCUCGAUGUUCUCGUGACGUCUUUCGACGUUGCAAGGAUGGACAUUGAUCUGAUAGAUGAGCUCCCUUGGUCAUGCAUCUUCAUCGAUGAAGUACACCGUGUGAAGAAUCCCAGGUCGAAGCUCGCCUCUGCCUUCAGUAGGUUUACGUGCAAACGCAGGUACGGAUUGAGUGGCACUGUGAUACAGAACGGCUAUGAAGAGCUGUGGACUGUUCUGAACUGGACAAACCCGGGUGCAGUCGGAACUCGGAAGCAGUGGGAGAGCUACGUCGAGAAGCCGCUGCGCUUAGGACAGAGCAAGUCAGCCUCUGACGAGGAACAUGUCAAGGCGGCCCUCGUUGCCAAGGUGCUUACAGAGAAGCUGCUACCGCAGCUAUUUCUUCGACGGACGAAGCAAAUCAUUCAGGACCAACUCCCACGCAAGACGGACCAAGUAGUCUUCUGUCCAUUGACCCCUACACAGGUCGCCAUUUAUAAGCGAAUCAUCAACCUUGACGCAGUCAAGUCUCUCAUCUACAAGGAUGCACUAUGCACAUGCGGGUCGCGAAAACCGAGGAAGAAAUGUUGUCAUCCAGUCCAUCAGGGGGAUUUAUUCAAGUACAUGUCGACGUUGAUCAAGAUUUCAAACCAUCUCGCAUUGAUCCUGCCUUCUCCAACGGAUACGAUUGAACAGACUGCGCGGAACAGGGAACUCGCUCGCAUGGCGUUCUCUCCGGGUCCUAUUCCCAAGUACGGUCCUGCAAUGCUCAAGCCGGACUAUUGUGGAAAGUGGCAGGUCCUGGAGACCCUGUUGAAAGACUGGAAGAAGGACUCGAACAAAGUCCUCAUCUUUACGAAAUCUGUCAAGCUCCUCGAAAUGUUGGAGUUCCAUCUCAACGCUGAAGGUCAUGGCUUCGUCAAGCUCGAUGGUUCCACGAAGCAGUCCGAACGAAUGCCUGUCAUCGAUAGGUUCCAAGAGGACCCCAACAUCUUCAUCUUCUUGAUCUCGACGAUGGCUGGGGGAACAGGUCUCAACCUCACGGCGGCAAACAAGGUGGUCAUCUUCGACCCGAAUUGGAAUCCAGCGCACGACUUGCAAGCCAUGGACCGAGCGUAUCGUUUCGGGCAGACGCGGGACGUAUCCGUAUACCGUUUGCUUGGUGCUGGUUCGAUCGAGGAAUUGAUUUACGCCCGUCAAGUCUACAAGCAGCAGCAAAUGCAAGUCGGGUACAACGCAAGCCUACAGACACGAUACUUCGAGGGCGUGCAGGGUGACAAGAACAAGCAGGGUGAGCUGUUCGGGAUCAAGAACAUCUUCAAGCUACACGAGUCUACCUUAGCGACAAAGAUGGCGAUUGAGCGCGCGAACAUCAGCGAUCUUGACUGGGCAUUUGCUUAUAUGGGCGGACGCGGAGGCGCGAAGCGUCCGAAGGCAAAGCAUGAUGGUGUCAAGUGGGUAUACGAAGAGGAAGCGAAGACGGGGAAGGAAUAUGACGAAUUCCGUGGUCUCGGCGCUUUGUUGUUUGACGAUGCCGCACCCGAGAUGACAAAUGAACCGAAUGAUGUUGAGAAAACUCUUAAUUCCCUCGGCGUUCAGUAUACCCAUCGUAACGACGCUCUCAUCGCGGAGAGCACUAUCGAGGGCCAGCGAGUGCAGAAGCUCAUCGAAGAGAAGAAGAAAGCUGCGAAGAAGGCGAAGUUGCGACAGAAAUCUGGUAGAGACAAAUCACCCGAGCCGGAGUGGCCUCCUCGACGUAGACAUCACAAACCACCGCCUAGUCCUGCUUCGAAGCUUCAAACUCGACAGAGAGCAUUGAUCGAACAAGGUCUCCUGCAGGGUCCGGAGGACCUGCCUAAGUUCGCUCAAGAAUUCGCACAGAAGUCACUACAAGAGCAGAACGAAUUUCUCGCACAAUUGGACGCGUACGCAAAGGCUCACUUCAAGUAGGCUUCGUCCUCCUCUCCCUUGCAUGUAUCCAUGUACGAGAAACGGAAGGAUAUUGUAGU
Molecule: messenger RNA, 3171 nt
Organism: Dichomitus squalens LYAD-421 SS1
Lineage: Eukaryota; Fungi; Basidiomycota; Agaricomycetes; Polyporales; Polyporaceae
Exons: 25
Coding region: 845-3112 (755 amino acids)
Molecular function (GO): ATP-dependent chromatin remodeler activity; ATP binding
Source: RefSeq, a predicted model, not a curated record